GAUCUCGCGACGUUUUUGAGGCACCGUCGUCGGUGUAAACACGGUGGCCUGGUUGUAAUGCGGAGGGAGUUCGGCGUAUAUUAUUUUCGUUUACGGGACAUGGUGUUAAAUUAAACGGGGCGAUGGAUAAAAGGAAGAAGGUGCUGGAUGUGACGGCGGCCUCGUUGGUAGACCUCAAGGCUGAGCUUUUUAGAAAACAAGAAGAAUUCAAGCAAGAGAAAAUUUCCAAAGAUGCUGGGGGCCUCCCAAAACCUAGAGCAGCUCCCAAGAAACCUAAUAUUUGGAGCAAGCAAAACGCAGGAGUUACUGGACGAGCAGAGAAAGAUGUGGAAGAAAAGAUUGAAGAGGAGAACACUUUGGAAAAAUCCAAACAGAAGCUGGAGGAGAAAGCCCAGCUGUAUGAGAAAAUGACCAAGGGAGAUUUUCCAGACGAGGAGACGGAGGAGCUGUACCUGGUGGAUUUUGCUCAGAAGAUUAUAGAGAAGAGGAAGGAGGUCCGAGCUUUGUGUGUAGAGGCUAAGAAGAAUAAAAAAGACGAGGAUGAGGUUUCUGAUCUGCCGAUCCCAGCUCCCCAGGAUCCCAGCGAAGAAUGGGUGGAUUACGUUGAUUCGUUGGGCCGAUCAAGACGCUGCAUGAAGAAAGAUCUACCUGCUCUUUUGAAAAUGGACAAGGAACUGCAGGGGAAGAGACCACAGGAAGAGGAGAAGACUCUCUUGUCGGAAGACAUGAGGCGAGAGAUGCAGAGAAAGCAAUGGGAGAAGGAAGAAGAGGAAGCCAUGAAAAGGCCAAUGGGCCCCAUGCAUUAUCAAGACAUUCAGGAAAAUGAGGCCAGGCAGCUCGGCGUUGGUUAUUUUGCUUUUGCUCGUGACGAAGAGGCUCGUCGGAAGCAGAUGGACACUCUAAAUAUGCUGCGUGAUCAGACUGAAGAUCAGAGGCUAAAGCGCGAGCAUCUGAAGGCAAAGAGGAAAGCCAUGCUACAGGCGCGGCUCUCCAAAUUACGGCAGAGAAAGAAGCGAGCGAAGGGAGAGGGGGCAGAAGAUGAGGCAGCAGUAGAGGGUGAAGAGGAUAAUGACCUGAUUGGACCCGAACCUUUGGAGCCGGAGAAGGUGACUGUGCCGGAGCCUAAAGUAGAGGUUGUUGUUGAGGAGAGGAAGGACAGUAAGCCGGGCGCACCCCAUGUCCGAGAGUGGGACCGAGGCAAAGAGUUCACGUUUGGGCAUUGGUCUAAACCCCGGUCUGACCCUCGAGACGAGCGGGAUCCCGAGUUUGCGCCACCAACAUUCUAUGCUUCCGAGCAGAAGAAAUCAGAAAGUUUCCAGAACAAGAAAAGGAAUCCUCCGGCUUCUUCCAAAGAAAGAUUUGUCGGCCCGGAUUCCACAGAAACUCUGUAUCCUCCGCAGCAGCAGCCCGACGCAGCCAGAGGUGCAGCUUCCGAUGAAAAGAGUCUGGAUGACUUAUUGUCUUACUAUAGGCGGGUGACCUGACCGAUCCAGCGUGGUCGCAACCAAUGAACAAGGAGCUUUCACAACGCAAAUUGCGUUUCGAUUUGAUUUAGUAUGGUUUGUCUCUGUCAUUUAAUAUUAUUAAAGGAAAAA
Messenger RNA from Spea bombifrons (plains spadefoot toad), 1595 nucleotides. RefSeq names its product coiled-coil domain containing 174 (gene CCDC174). Gene Ontology annotation, cellular component: nucleus. The transcript has 11 exons. The record is from RefSeq and is a predicted model, not a curated record. Bases 123 to 1484 code for a protein of 453 amino acids. Lineage: Eukaryota; Metazoa; Chordata; Amphibia; Anura; Pelobatidae.